Molecule: messenger RNA, 1694 nt
Organism: Xenopus tropicalis (tropical clawed frog)
Lineage: Eukaryota; Metazoa; Chordata; Amphibia; Anura; Pipidae
Gene: ttl
Product: tubulin tyrosine ligase
Exons: 7
Coding region: 227-1360 (377 amino acids)
Molecular function (GO): tubulin-tyrosine ligase activity; ligase activity
Source: RefSeq, marked provisional
GCAGCUUCCUGAGAAGUGAUUAGAUGUGACACAUCAGUGCAGGAACUGACAGCCUGGCUGGGGCACCGCAGGAGGCAAGGCUACACACACGGUAGCAUGGUGGGCAGUGCGUACAUGGGAUGCUGCAGGGGUGCCAAUAAGCGGCAGCAGUACGAGUGAGUGCCUCCAGUCCAUGCCCCGGUGCCUUAAACAAUAGAAGAACUGCCUUGAGUCCACAGGAAUAAUCAUGUACACGUUUGUGGUGAGGGAUGAGAACAGCACUGUCUAUGCUGAAGUGGCUAAAAUCCUCCUAGCAAGUGGACAAUGGAAGAGACUGAAAAGGGACAAUCCAAAAUUCAACCUGAUGCUGGGAGAGAGGAACAGGCUGCCCUUUGGGAGGCUGGGUCAUGAGCCCGGCCUAGUGCAACUGGUGAAUUACUAUCGGGGGGCUGAUAAGCUUUGCCGUAAAGCUUCCUUGGUAAAACUGAUCAAGACAAGCCCUGAGCUCACGGAAACCUGCACGUGGUUCCCUGAAUCUUAUGUGAUUUAUCCAACCAAUGAGAAAACCCCUGCGAUGCGAGCACGGAAUGGCCUACCAGACCUUGCCAAUGCUCCCCGCACAGAUGAACGGGAGGAAUUCAGAUCAUCAUUUAAUAAAAAGAAGGAAAACGAGGAAGGAAAUGUGUGGAUAGCUAAAUCCUCAUCUGGAGCCAAAGGUGAAGGAAUUCUUAUAUCCUCUGAUGCUACAGAGCUUCUUGAUUUCAUAGACAAUCAAGGCCAAGUACAUGUGAUUCAAAAAUACCUUGAAAGUCCACUUUUGCUGGAACCUGGUCACCGCAAGUUUGAUAUCAGAAGCUGGGUCCUUGUGGACAAUCAGUACAACAUCUACCUGUAUCGAGAGGGUGUACUUAGGACCUCCUCUGAACCUUACAGCGACACCAAUUUCCAGGAUAUGACCAGCCACUUGACCAACCACUGCAUUCAGAAGGAGCAUUCAAAAAACUAUGGACGCUAUGAGGAAGGCAAUGAGAUGUUUUUUGAAGAGUUCAAUCAGUAUCUUGUAACAUCCCUAAACAUUAAUCUAGAGAAUAGUAUCUUAUGCCAGAUAAAGGAAAUAAUAAGAGUUUGUCUUAGCUGCUUAGAACCAGCAAUCAGCACCAAGUACCUGCCUUACCAUAGUUUCCAGCUCUUCGGCUUUGACUUUAUGGUGGAUAAAAAUCUGAAGGUCUGGUUAAUUGAAGUCAAUGGUGCUCCUGCUUGUGCCCAGAAACUCUAUGCAGAGCUUUGCAAAGGCAUUGUGGAUUUAGCCAUUUCCAGUGUCUUUCCACUCAAUGAAGAAAACCACAAGCCAACGGAAGAUAAUGUUUUUAUCAAACUCUGAUCCUGCUGCCUUAGCUACAGAUGCACGUACAAGCACGGCCUCCCCCCUAUUUAUUCUGAGGGACAAAGAACGUCUAGAAUUCAGGCUGUAUCAUGGAACGGAAAUCUAUCUGCUCAUGUGAGAGAAUGGAUGAAUCCUAUGGACUCCAGGAAGAGCCAAAGCAGAUAAUUAGUUCAUGCCAAAUCCUUUUUAUUUUUCUUGUUUUUUUCAGUAUGAGACUAAAAUAAAUUAACGAAAGACACAAAAAGCUAUGACAGGACACUGGGGCCCAAUAUAAAUGGGCUUUGCCUUUCUGUGAGUAUGAGAUAAAGUAAAAUACACUUUCUCUCUCAAA